Messenger RNA from Helicoverpa armigera (cotton bollworm), 3220 nucleotides. Its product is annotated as integrin alpha-5. The transcript has 26 exons. The record is from RefSeq and is a predicted model, not a curated record. Gene Ontology annotation, molecular function: integrin binding. Gene Ontology annotation, cellular component: external side of plasma membrane; integrin complex. Lineage: Eukaryota; Metazoa; Arthropoda; Insecta; Lepidoptera; Noctuidae. Bases 195 to 3200 code for a protein of 1001 amino acids. Gene Ontology annotation, biological process: cell-matrix adhesion; cell-cell adhesion; cell adhesion mediated by integrin.
AAACAGGUAAAUGAUCUAUUUACCUCAGGUCUUUUUAUGGCAUUAUGGUAGAAAUCACCAUAUUGCAUAUAUUUUCCUUAUAACAAAGCAGUUUCAAGUAUAAUGUUUGACGAACUAGUUCAUUGUGAAUUAUUAAUGGAUAAUUAUUAGUUAUUUAGUGAGUGUUUUAUUGAAUAGAGCAGUUACAGGUGAAAAUGUGUGGAAUUAAUAUGCUGGCUGUGCUAUCUAUGCUGCAGUCGUUGCAAUAUGCAGAGUGCAUAUUUUUCCAUGAACCUUCGGCAGUUAUAGUUGCACCAUAUGAAGCUUCGAGUACACCAGAUUUAUACACAGACUUUGGAUUUACUUUGUCUUUCUCCAACUCAUCAAAAACAAUAGUGAUUGGUGCCCCAACAAUGGAUCACAUAGGCAAGGUGUAUGGAUGUGAAACGAGGUUCGCUGCCACCGACAUCAAAAUGGAGUGUGAUGAAAGAAUCAUGCCGUUUGACUGGCAAGAAGAACAUCUUGACAUGUUUCCAAAUCAACGCUAUUAUUUGGGGGGCUCAAUUGCUGCUACUUCUAAAUAUAUUUUUGCAUGUGCGCCUCUAUGGACGCAAGCAGAACGCAUGUCCGAUGGGUUUAAAGGUGAUGCUUUCGGCACAUGUUUGGUAAAAGAUGAAGUGGAUACAAAUCAGUACCGAGGAAUAUUUGAGCAACACUUGAAUCAACCGACAAAGUUCAGCGACUAUAAACUAUUCAGUGGCGGAACUGGUUGGUCCACGCUGGUCGAUGAGGAGAAUGAUCUGCUGAUAAUAGUAAAAACAUCGUUGACUGGUGACAUCGUAUAUGUUCCUGCAUCGGAUCCUUUGAACCCAGUCAAAUCGAUGAUGAACAAAAACAAAGCUGUACAGAAGAUCUUGGGAGCUUAUUGGAACUUAGGAUAUGGUAUCACUUCUGGAAAGUUUUUCUCAAAAGAUAAAACAUACUAUGCGUUCAGUAUGACAGAGAAAAAUAUGGAAGGAGCUAUAUCCUUUUUAAAGUACGAGCAUAAGCUUUUGUCCCUUCUAAAGGACAAAAAGAAACCAGUGAGAAUAGACAGUAGACAUACAGCAGUUAUGUUCGGCACAACUUUGAGUGCAGCCGACCUUAACAUGGAUGGAUUUGAUGAACUGUUAGUGGGUGCGCCCGCGCAUUACGACGAAGAGACAUUCGAGUGUGGAGCCGUGCAUAUUUAUUUGGGCGGUGAUAUGUCUACCAUCACCAGUUUGAACAGGGUACGAACAAUAUUAGGAAGUUCUGAAUUUGGACGCUUUGGUACUGCUAUCGCAAGUAUGGACAUUGACGGAGAUAGCAAGCGAGAACUGGUAAUAAGUGCCCCGUACGAGAAUGAUGGUUUAGGAGCCAUCUACAUACUCUCUGGUUACGAAGUCUAUCACACCCUGAUGAAGACCAAGGUUUUCAAGAGUAUCCAUCUAUCUGACUUGAAGAUGACACAGAAGGUACAGAAGAAACCGUUCAGGAAUCUUGGAUUUAGCCUUCAGUUCGUCGAUGAUGUUGAUUUUAAUGGGUGUAAUGAACUGGUGGCUGGUGCUCCCGGCGGCGGUCGAGGGAGAGCGCUGGUGUUCAAAUGCUUUCAAACAAUCAACGUGACAAUAUCUAGUGAAGUCGUUGGUGAACAGAUAGUAAGAGAACAGGACACAAAUUUUACCGUGAAAGUAUGCGCCCGAGUACAACUUAAAAAUGAUCCAAAGGAUAUUGUUGGAAACAUAACCGUCGUGAACAGUAUAAGGGCUCAUACGCACUAUGCGGGUAGCCGCAUUACGGCUAGCCGCGCGGCUAACCGCAAGCAGAAAGGGGAAGCCACGCAUAUUCCUAAGCCAAAGUUUGUAAUAGACUUGACGUGCUUCGACUGUCAGAGAGACCAAUUGCAUUGUGAAUUUGUUACCGUGGAACUGAACGACAAGGAGCCGAGAGACUACACAUUUACAUCGAAAGCAGAACUUCAAAAUUAUCACAUUAAUAACAAGGAUAGCACUGAAUUUAAUACCACCUGGGUAGUGACUAAUCAACAUAGUAAACUAGAAAAGAGCAUAGGGGUCCCAAGACAUUGUAAAGGCAAUGACUGCAUACCAAAGCUAUCCAUGGAUAUCAUAUGGAAUGGCAGCAAAACGUACCUUCUCGGUUCUUCUGCGAAUGAGACGGUGACGAUACGAGUCCGUAACGAUGGCAACGCGUCGUACGAGUCGUGCGUUUGGCUGCGCGUGAGUGGAGCGCCCUUAGGCCUUGGAAAGUGCGACAAUCAUAAUGGAGGGUAUACGUGCGAUUUGGAUAAGCCUUUGAAAAGAGAAACUCAGCAAGAUAUAAACCUUCUUCUAAACAUGACGACACCCACAAAUAUGUAUAAAGAACUCCUUGUCGACGCGUAUUUAUAUGAAAACUGCAACCAAAAGAGUAUACAGGAAAAAACAUUACAAAUACCUUUUACACUGACUUCAGAAGGCAUUUCUAUUAAUCAAAAACCACAUGUUCUAAAUACUACAGACAAAUUAAUUGCUGAAAAUGCUACUAUUUACGAUAAUCAUGAGUACGUGAUUCGGAACAAUGAUCUCAUAAAAUGGGAGAAAGUUCGAGCCAACUUUACAAUGGAAUAUCGACCAUAUUUUUAUUCAUUUAAGGUAUCAACAUCAGCGGGCGAUUGUGAAAGAUUCAAAAAUGACGGUGCUGAUUCUAUGACAUACAACUGCACAUUACUCAUAAAACCUUAUUCAACGCAAAAAAUUAUAGGCACUACAGAAAUAUUUGGUAAAAAUUUAGAAAGUCUCAUGAACGAGAAGCUAAAUACUAAAUCUAUAUUGACACUAGAUUUGGACUCUAGAGUAACCCGGCUGAAAUCCGAAGCAAUAAAUGAAAUAAAAAUAGAGAGGGAGUUAACUUUGAGUAGGAAUAAGCUUCUCAUUUCGUUACUAGCUGUGUUCAUUGCUUUAAUUCUACUGGCUAUUUUGAUAUUUGUACUUUAUAAGUGCGGCUUCUUCUAUAGAAAACAGCAACGGAAUCUACUGGUUAUGAAAGAAAGUAUUCGCAGGAAAAGUAUUAGACAGAGUCACGUGUCUGGAACAGACGGUCCGGUCGAAGGUUUACAAAUGGAUGUUGACGAUGACCCUUUUGAUGAUAUUCGACCAGUGACGACCAACGACAAUGCGAAUCUAGUUGACGAAAAGUUAUAGAAGUUUAAUAUAGUAUUUAA